AAAUCGCUACAAAGCUACGAACAGUUUUGCUGCGGAUGGGUGCAGGAUCUGCACAUUAUGACCAUAGUAAACGGCAACAAAAUCUUUCUAGCAAAGGUAGGCAAUGUGUUUUUACAUUAGUCUGUGACCACGGAUGUACAAAUUUUUUGUUGCAGAAAAUGUAGCCUGUGUACAAAUUCUUUGCCACUCUCUCACGUCAAAAUAUUACAGCUUUUUCAUUUAACAACGACAGGAAUUAUGUCUUAUGAAGACAAUGCACAUGUAUGCAUGCUAGUUGUGUAGCUGUGGCCAUAGCUAACAACAGGCCGACUUAGGGCACAAAGUUACCGAAAUUUGCGUAAACAAACGAAAUUACCUUACCGGAGUGGAAGUGCAUAGAGCAAACUCUGUGUGUAACUGGAGAAUCAAACGUUAUGCCCUUCCUUCUGAUCGAAGCCACCCAUGCCAUUCUUUGACGUUUGGUAAGUUCAGAUAUGACCUUUCCCUCGCCUUUUCUCCAUGUAGGGAUCCGGAAAAAACUCAGUGGUGUUCCGUCGAGCUGUACAUUCUCCUUUCUAUUCGAUCGGUUGUUGCAAUUCUUUACCGCACAAUAAUUUCCAACCAUUUUUAAAGAGCGACCUGUGUUGAAAUGCCUCACUGUUUAUGUUUCCCGCUUCCAAAAUGGCGAUAGCGGCGGAAACCUCGCGAGUGCCACGUCAUACGCUCGAGCCUAUUAAUCGAGUAAUCGAAUAAGGAACAUGAAAAAUUUAAAUACCUAAGCUGAGCCUCAAACAGUAUACUUUUUUUUUUAAAAAUGAUCUAUGUACAACAAAAGAACAGUUGGCUAACUUACAUAGCAAAAGUCCGCUAGCUUAAAUGCUAUAAAAUGCUAACUUUUUUUUUUUUUUUUUACAAUCCUCUUAACAAAUGGUUGAGACACAUAUUCCCACAAAAAACGGCUAAAUAUGACAAACUAAAUUAUGAACAGUGUUGGGAGUAACGCCGUUAUAAAUAACGCCCUUACGUAACGGCGUUAUUUUUUCAGUAACGGGGUAAUCUAACUAAUUACUUUUUCCACCGUUACAACGCCGUUACCGUUACUGAUGGUCAAAAGCAGUGCGUUACUUACUCUGAAUAAAUUGAAGAAACUACCAGCCGUGUCGAGUCGACUCUGCGCUGUUGAUUUGUCAUCCAAGACUUGGGGUGCGUUCAGGUUCAAGAAUAGCGCACGUACUUCUGACUCCAUGCUGUUUGUCCCUGCUCAUUCAAUUAGACAAUGCUUUCCAAAGUUUGGUAACGUUUCUGUGUUUGCUACACCUGAUGCUAGCCUCGUUCCCAUCUCCCACUGUCAGCCAGCAAUAAUUCUGCUUCCAUCUUGAGGACGGCAGACGCUUUGAAGGUGACGUGAAUUGUCGGGAAACUAGCCUACCUGAAUGCAGCCCCUCGAGAGAUGCGAUGGAAGUGAUUGUGAUUGGCUGAGGGUUAGAGUCAUGUGUCGUGGUAAGCCAAUCAGAGCCGAUGAUUUCACAAGCAAACCGGAACAGCGUGUGCGGCAAACACACACGCAAAACAGAUGCACAGGGUCGGGAUGGCAGAGCAGUCAGAAGAAAAAUUGUCCUUUAAGAGGUGGAGAUAUAGACACUAUUUCAAGUUUGUCGAAAUUAAAGGAAAGAACCUGCAUGUAAUGUGUAAUUUAUGUCCCGGGGCAAAGCUUCUGUCGACAUCUGUGGGAGGAACCCUGCCAGCAUGAGUGGGCUACAUGCAGGCCCAAGCCGGGAGUCCAGCCGCCCAGUAACCCCUGCCUGUGAUCUCCCUCGAUUCGCCCAAUCCCACAAGAAUAAUCACCCAACAAUGUCCGCCGCUGCCUCCUCACUGCAGCGUACUUCAAUCUACGGGUUUGCCCAGAGGGACCCAUCACCCCCGUCAUCUACCUACAGCCCCCUGAGAAGGUUGCAGCAUCUCACCACUAUGGUGAGCCAGCCUGACCUGGUUCUACCUGUCCGGUCAGGAAAGAACUGGGUGUGGGGUUCCGAUCAGAAGGAACCAGAGCAGGACUCUUGGGCCGAAUGCACCAGCAGGGAUUACUACAGCAGCGGUUUUGCAAAAAAAGACGAGAUAGCGAGCGGCAACUGUAAAGAGGAGCCGGCAGCGAGCUGUAGCAGUCCUAGUACGUCAGAGAAGAAGACGGAUGGUUGUUUCUCAUGCCCACCUAGUCCAGCUUUCUCUCUUGAUAGCAACAGCCCUUUCGCAAACGGUCUCCUUCACUUUGAAUCAUCUUUGUUCGAGGACGAGGAUAAUAACGACGGUGAGAAAGAGCAGUUGGAGAUGUUCCCUGCUGAUGUAGAGACACACCAUAAACACGGGUCCCCAGCAAACAAGCCUCAGUCGGCCUCUGCGGACUUGCGAUCGGACUCCAAGGAUACAAAUGUUUCAUCAGCCAAGGUCAUAACCCGAUCUCAGUCUUCAGGCUUUCGACGAAGGUACUGGGAUGUUUCCGAUGACGAGUGGGAAAGCGACACAGAUCUCUUCCUGUUUGGUGAUAGCCCCUCAAGGCAUUUGACGCAGAACGACAUGAAACGAAGCUCUGUACCACCCGUAAAGUUCCUAGAAGGCGAGGUAAUUUGGGCAAAGUUUAACCGACGGCCGUGGUGGCCGUGUGAAGUGAUUGUUGACCCCGCGUUGGGAGUCUAUCACAGGGUAAAAGAGCCAAGCGAUCGACCCUGUCGACUCUACCACAUCAGGACUUUUGGAGUUCCAGAGGAGCAAGCCUGGGUAGAGGAUAAGUCAACUCAUAUUUUUCACGGAGGUUUUCAGUUCGAGCAACUCGCACAACUUCGUCGGAAAGGGAAGCAAAAAGGGCAGAACCACAAGUAUACGAUCGCCAAACGUUACGAAGUGUCAUGGAAUUCUAGUGUGGCUGAAGCUGAAGCUAUUCUCCAGGGAAGACCCAAUUUAGACUCUUUAACUAUAGACAAUACCUUCCAAGACUCUUCCCUGAUGACGAUCAAGCCCCAUCCAACUGUUUCGCCCUCUAGCCCACCUGCCCCCAAUCUUUCGGAGAAUUCACGUACAAUCCAUGAAUCUAUUUCUUUGCAGAUAACAACCCCAGUGGAAAAUAAGCAAGGCACUUUAAUCAAGUCUUAUGACAAGGUGGAAGAUGGUAACUCUUCAAAUAAGCAGUCUAAAAAAAUUCAAUAUACUAGCCCCAACCAAUCGAAUAAGAAUGUAGAGUGCCCUUACUCGGACCUCGACUCGGUCCCUAAGAUUUUGUGUCCUAAAGCACUUGAACGUCAAACUUUGUUGACUCAGUCAUCUUCUAAUAUCACCAAGGAGGAAAAGAAACAACCAGAAGGGCAAAGUGGUCUGUGGUUUAGUAAAUCGGGCAAAGACAGGCGACCAAAAACUGUAAGUCCAGAUCGAUCAGAUCGUACCCUUUUUACCAGUAUGCAUAAUAAGAAAAAGACCUCUGCUGUUAAUAAAACCCAAGUGACUCAAGGGGAAUUCACCUCCUUAGCUGUGCAAGAUAACCAGUCUGGAUUGGUAAAAGCUGAAACAAAGAUUUUGUCGGGACAGUCAGGGCAGUUGGACUCUUUACAAAUCAAUAUAACCAAUAAACCUUUUGAAAGUCAUGCUGAGCGGCUGUCACAACACCAGCAGUCAACCAUUUCUCCUGACCCUGUUGGAAUAUCACAAUUGCAACAGUCUCUGGUCUUGUCUGAAACUCGAGGAUCCUCACAGAAUUUAGAGACGCAAGUAUCACGUCGAAAUCAGGAUUCCAAUGAUUGCUCUGACACUCGAGUGUUGCCACAAAAACAUGAGUCUGCAUAUUCUGACCCUCGAGGGUUGUCAUCAAACCAGGACUCUAGGGAUUCUUCUGACAAUCGAGUAUUGUCACAAAAGCAAAAAUCUGUGGACAUCUCUUACCCCCAAGGACUUUCACAAAGCCAUGAAUCUUGGAAUUGUUCUGACCUUCGAGGGUCUGCGCAAAGCCACGAGUCUAGGAAUUAUUCUGACCUUCGAGGGUCUGCGCAAAGCCACGAGUCUAGGAAUUGUUCUGACCUUCGAGGGUCUUCGCAAAGCCACGAGUCUAGGAAUUGUUCUGACCUUCGAGGGUCUUCGCAAAGCCACGAGUCUAGGAAUUGUUCUGACCUUCGAGGGUCUUCGCAAAAACAUAAGUCAGUGUUCUUAUCUGAAGCUCGAGGAUCAUCACAAAAACAUGGCUCAUUGGAUUCUUCUGAACCUCAAAGAUCAUCGCAAAAGCAGAGAUCUGUGGAUUUCAGUGAGUCUCACGGAUCAUCACAAAAGCAGAAAUCUGCUUUCUCUGACCCUGCGGUAUUGUCUCAAACAUGGGAGUCAGUCGAUUAUUCUGAUCAUCAUGGAUCAUCCAAAAAAGGGGAUUAUGUUAGGCCUCAUGCAUUGUCACGAAAGGAAUCUGUGGAUUCUUAUGACUCUCCAACAUUUCUAAAAAAGCAGAGAUCUGUGGAUUCUUCUGACGCGCAAAGAUCACCCCAAAAACAGAAAAUUGUGGAUUCUUCUGAUCGAAUGUUGCACAAGCGGAAAUCUGUUGAUUUUUCUGACCAUAAAGGAAUAUCACAAAAACAGGAGUCCAUGAAUUGUGUUGAUCCUACAGGAUCAUUGCAAAAAAAGGCAGCUGUUUCUUUCAGCCCUCAAAAAUUGGCACAAAAGCAGUUUAGUGAUUCUUCUAACCCCAGAACUUUGUCACAAAUGCAGAAAUCCUCGCAUUCUUCGCGUCUUGAAAAAUCAUCACACGGGCAGGAGUCUGUGGAUGGGUCUGACUCUCAGCGAUCAUUGCCAACGCAGAAGGUUGUGGGGUCUUUUGACCAUGAAGGCGUGUCAAAAAAGCAGAAGUUCAGUGUUUGCUCUGACCGUCAAGGUUCUUCCCAAAAACACAAAGAUUUUUUGGGCCCUCAAGCGUUGUCAAAAAAGGGGUCCAUGGAUUUUCACCACCAAACGUCACAAAAGCAAGAGUCCAAGGAUUUUUCAGACUCUCAAAGAUCACCUAAAAAACAGAAAUAUGUGGAUACUUCUGAACACCGUGCAUUCUCCCAAAAGCACAAAUCGGGAGAUUAUUUUAUUCCUCAAGGACUGUCACAAAACAAAGAGCUCAAGGGUUCUUCUCACUCUCACAUAAUGUCACAAAAGUGGAAGUCCAUAGAUCCCUCUGACACUCAAGGAUCAUCGCAAAAACAAAAGUCAUUAGAUUCCAUUAACCCUCGAGAAUCAUCCCUGAAGAAAUCAGUCGAUUCUUCUGACUCCAAAGAAUCACCACAAAAUCAAAAGUCCACAGAUGCUUUGGCUCCCCAAAGGUCAUCACAAAAGCAAAAGUCAGUCAAUUGUUCUCAGACCCAAGGAUCACCACAAAAGCAGAUGUCAAAGGAUUCCUCAAACGGCCAACUAAUGUCACUAAAGCAUUCUGUUGAUUCUCAUGACCCUCAAGGGGUGUCACAAAAGAGGAGUUCCCUGGAUUCUUCUGACUCCCGUGGCCUGUCAAAAAAGCAAGAGUCCAGGGAUUCUUCCAACCCUCGAGCUUCGUCACAAAAACAGAAAUCAGUGGAUUCCUCUGAUUGUGGAGAAUCAUCACAACCAAAGCAGAAGCAGUCCAGUGAUUCGUUUGACAAAGGAACUUCAUCACAAAAGCUGAAGUCAGUUGGUUCCUCUAUCCCCCAGGGAUCAUCACAAAAACUGGAGUCCAAGUAUUGUUCUGAUCUUCAAGGGUCAUCACAAAAGCAAAACUCAUUGGAUUCUUCUAAACUUCCAGCAUCAUCCCAGAAGAAGUCAGUUGAAAAUCAGGUGUCCAUUAAUACUUUGGAUUGCCAAAGGUCAUCACUAAAACAGAAGAAGUCAGUGAAUUCUUCUCCACCCCGAGGAUCAUCACAAAAGCAUAAGUCAAUUGAUUCCUCAGACAUCCAAAGAUUGUCACUAAAGCAGUCUAUGGAUUCCUCUGACCAUAACAGCUUGUCACAAAAGAAGGCACUGGUUUUAUUAGACAACCAAAUACUGUUACAAAAAACGUCAGUGGAUUCCUCUGACACUCAAGGGUUGUCACAAAAGCAGAAGUCCAUGAAAUUUUGUGACUCCCGUGGCCUGUCAAAUAUGCUAGACUCCAAGGACUCUUCUGAACCUCGAGGAUCGUCACAAAAGCAGCUGUCCAAGCAUUCUUCAGACACUCAAGCUUCGUCACAAAAGCCGAAGUCCACAGGUUCUACUGACGCUCAAGAAUCAUUGCAAAAGGACUCUAGGGUUUCUUCUGAGCCUCGUGGAACAUCACACAAGCAGAAAUCAAAGGAUUUGUUGGAGAACCAAAGAUCAUCACGUAAGGAAAAGUCAGUGUGUCUUUCUGAUCCUCGAGUUUCAAUACAAAAGUUACAGUACAGGGAUACGUCUGACUCCCAAGGAUCAUCACAAAAGCAGGAGUCCAAGCAUUCGUCUGACAUUCGAGGAUCAAAAAAGCAGAAGUUGGUGGAUUCAUCUGAGCUCCGAAGAUUAUCACACAAGCAAAAGUCAGUGGAAUCAUCUGACCGUCGAGUAUCAUCAAAAAAGCUGGAGUACAGGGAUUCAUCUGAAUCAUCACAAGUGUCGGUGGAGUCUCAUAGGCUGGCUGAAAAGUGUGGAUAUACCAAGGAUAGGCAAAUUAUCCCCAAAAAUACACACUCUGCCAAGCUGACCACUCCUCAAAGUAGCACAAAAGUUAAAAAGGUCAGCAAGAGUAGCACAGUAAAGCCCAAUAGUAAAAGACAUUACUGUGAAUUGAGGUCUACUAAGAGGACUUCACGACGUAACUUUUACCAGACAGAAGAAAAGGAAUACAAGACCAAGUCCACAUUAAAUGAUAUGUCAACAGAUCUGCAGGCAAGGCUAGCCCUUCAAAAAUCUUUGAUUGCCAGUUGCAAACUACCGUAUGUUAAAUUAAUGCGCAAAGACAUUAAUAUUCAGAAUUACUUGAAGUCUAAAAUCACUAUUACUUGCAAUGACCAAACUGAAUGUACAAAUAUUAAGAAAUCCCCAAGAACAACAGUGACUCAGUCCUCAUCUCCGUCAGUUGUGGCGAAUGGACCAGCAAGUACCAGUAAAAAUAAGGUACAGAAAAACGAUUUGAAAAAUAAUGACCACAAACAGUCCAGAAAUACUGAAGACAAAAAUGGUGAAAGCAAAAAUGCGUCUAAAAAUCCGCAAGAGAAAAAUGCUUCUAAAAAUACCAUAGUCAAAAAUCAUAAAAAUACUGAAGACAAAAAGCAUUCUGGAAACACUGAUGACAUACAGAUUUCUGGAAACGGUGAACAUAAAAUGAUUUGUAAAAAUAGUGAACGCAAAAAGAUUUCUGGAAAUUGCGAAAACCAACAUGUUUUAGGAAAUGGGGAAGGCGAAAGUGUUUCUAGAAACAUGAAAGACAAAAGUGUCGCUGCAAAUUCUAAAGACAAAGGACUUUCUGGAACUGGAGAGCCCAAAAGUAUCUCCAGAAAUACUCUAGACAAAACUGUUUCUAGAAGUGAAGAAAAGAAUAUUCCCAGAAAUAUUGAAGACAAAAAGUUUUCCAGAAAAAAUGAGGACAAAAGUGUGUCUAAAUUUACUGAAAACAUAAUUGUUUCUAAAAUUGUUGAUGAUAAGCGUGUUUCCAAAGAUGUUGAGCACAAACUUGUUUUCAGAAAAAAUGAGGACAAAAUAGAUUUCAGAAAUCCUAAAGAGAAGAGUGCUUUCAAAGAUGGUGAGCACAAACUUGUUUUCAGAAAAAAUGACGAUAAAAGUCCGUCAAGAAUUAGUGACGACAAAGGUGCUUCCAGAGGUAGUGGAGACAAAAGCGCUUUUAGAAAUUGUGAAGAUAAAAUUACUCAAAGAAAAAAUGAGAACAAAAUUGUGCCUAAAAGUAAUGAGGACAAAAAUGUAUCCAGUGAUGAAAUAAUUGUAUUGCAAACAAUUAAAGACAAGAGUGUGUCUCGAAAAAGUGAUGUUGUUGUUUCCCAAAAUAGUGCGGACAGUUCUGAAGCUCGGAUGGUAUUGACAAAAACAAAGUUGGAGACAGGUGCCUCCAAAAGUACAACCAUUUCUUGUGUUCCUCCACAAAGUACACAGCAAAAGGAGACUACUGUCCCAAGUUUGGGGCACACGACAACCACAGUGCCCUCUCAACAUGCUAGAAAUUCAUUAUCGGAAAACAGUCAAGAGACAUCUGCAGAGAAGAAUACCCUUUCAUCAAAGCUUGUCCUUGAUAAAUUGCCUGAAAUUCCACCCCAAACUCAGCCUGCCCAUCUUCCAGCCAGUAAUCGACUCAUGACGAGAGCAUUAAAAACCAUGAAGGUGUUGCAAAAGCUGAAGCAUCGGAAAGCCAAAAAGAAGGCUGCGCAAAAAGAACUCUUGCGACGUAUCAAAAACCAGAUGGGCUUAGUGCACCAUUCUAAGAAAACUACCUGGAUUCAAGAAAGCAAUCCGGUUGUUCAAACUGAAAUAAAACUGGUCAAGUCUCAAUGUGGUCGGAUUUCUGACUAUGAUCAGGACUCAAUUCCUAGUUGUAAUACCCCUCCACUGAUGCGUAAUGAGUUCACUGAAGUCAAGAGUGAAGAAGAAGUCCUGUCUGUGUCUUCAACACCUCCAAUGGACUUCAUACCCCUCACUUCCAAUGUGAAGGCAAAGGAGUUGGACCAAAGCACGUCUUUGCCUCCUUCACCAUUUUCAUUCAUGAAAACUUUGAAAAAUGUAAAAGAAGUGUCUUUCCAAUCCUUGACCGAUGAGACUAAUGGCCAAGCCUUUGCCUUCAAACCAGACAUGAACUACAAGUUCAGCACUUUCCUCAUGAUGAUGAAAGACAUGCAUGACACUCGAGAGCGUGACGGUGCCCCCUUAGAAUUGGAGAUUGGCCCGCCGAGUGCCCAUGUCAAGGAGGAGCCGAUGGUGAUGCCUGGAAUGGCUGCUCUUACAAGCCUAGAACAAGACAUCGUGAAUGAUGAUCCAGAUUUUAGCCCAUACAUGGACUCGAGUAGCAGUCACUUGUCCAAGAGGCCUUACAAGAAAACAAGUAGCUCCACAUGGAUGAAGAGUAAAGCUGACCGCAAAGUACCCGGUCGUCCCGCCAGGUCUGGACCCGGUUACCCGGGCGUUGGAUCCUUGCUAGGAAUUGAUUUUUCCUCUGUACUGGAUUACUCGGCGAAGGUCCGAUCACUUUUGGACGUGCAGGCCUGCCAAUGGGAGGGACAUCCAGGGACCGAUGAAGGAUUGUUGAGAUGGGGCGGAGACUAUGAACAGAUGAACGGCUUCGUCUCCAACAGCGAAGAAGCCGAGACCAGUCUGGCCUGCAAUGAAGAAAUUGAUGAUGAUUCAUCAGCCCAUAAGCGAGUAAGGAAACCAAGCAAGAGGCUACUAGAAUGGACCGAAGAGUAUGACCAAAUAUUUUCUUCGAGGAAGAAAACCAAAAAGCCCCUUUCGCCAAUAAUGGACGACCAAGCACUUUCAUCCCAAGCGCCGAUACUGGACAAGACCGCACUUGAGCUCCCGUCCUUGAACGCACUUCCCGAAAUGCAGACGCCACCUCCAGAGGAAAUCACCCUCACCACUGAACUCCAAAUCCCCAGCGCGGUAAAUCCGUCACCGCAGGAAACGCAGGCGCUUUCUAUCGACACGUUGACGCCACCUCCUGAGACAGAAGCAGAACCGCCGCUAAUUGAAGACGACGGCAACGCUGCUUUGCUGCAGAAGAAGCGGAAGAGGAAACCGACUCCGAAGAUUCUGGAGUAUUCUCUUGAAGCCGAGGCCUCGGUGGGCCCGAAGAAGAAAAUCAAAAUUGUGAGGAACAAUGCGAGUGCUGCUUCUCAAACUGUUUAUCCAGAUCGCGAUCCUCCAACUUUAAAACCUCUGAGCCCGGCGGUGUCCACAUCUUCCGCAUCGUCCACGACGACCCACCCGACUCCCACAAGCCCUCCUAGUCCUCUCUUGCUGGCGCCGGCGCUGUCCGAACAGGCGGAGGAGACGUCUGCAGAUGUUCAAGUGGACGACAAUUACAAGUACUCGACAGAGUCGGAGGGAGAAGCCUCCAUGUUGGACCAGAGCUUCUCCUCCACGAGAGACGACUCGUCACUGUGUGACGAUUCGCUCGGACCCUGCCGAAAAAUCAUCGGGGAACGAGGGGGCCCUGCUUCGUUGAAGGAGAACGUGUGUCAGGUGUGCGAGAAGACAGGAGAGCUGCUGCUCUGCGAGGGUCACUGCUGCGGAGCAUUUCACCUGGCCUGCAUCUCCCUGGCCGAGGCCCCGAAAGGGAAAUUUGUGUGCCCCGAAUGCAAGUCAGGUAUUCACACUUGUUUCGUCUGCAAGAAGCGCGGCGAGGACGUGCGGCGCUGUAUGAUCCCUGUUUGUGGCAAAUUUUACCACGGCGAGUGCAUCGCCGCCUACGCACCCACCGUGCCCGUCAACCGCGGCUUCCGCUGCUCCAUUCACGUCUGCCUCACCUGCUUCAUUUACAACCCCGGCAGUCCCUCCGCCUCCAAAGGUCGUCUGGUGCGGUGCGUGCGCUGCCCAGUGGCUUACCACUCCAAUGACAUGUGCUUGGCCGCCGGCUGCGUGAUCCUCUCCAGCAACAGCAUCAUCUGUCCCAACCACUUCACGCCGAGACGCGGUGUUAAGAAUCACGAGCACGUGAACGUUAGCUGGUGUUUCGUGUGCACCGAAGGGGGGAGUCUGUUGUGCUGCGAGUCCUGCCCAGCGGCCUUCCAUCGCGAGUGUCUGAACAUGGAGAUGCCCAAAGGCAGCUGGUACUGCAACGACUGCAAGGCUGGCAAGAAGCCUCGCUACAAGGACAUCCUAUGGGUCAAGGUGGGACGCUACAGGUGGUGGCCCGCUGAGGUCAGCCACCCCAAAAGCAUCCCGGAGAAUAUCCAGCGCAUGAGGCACGAUGUGGGCGAGUUCCCCGUCCACUUCUUCGGCUCCAACGACUAUCUGUGGACCUACCAGGCACGCGUCUUUCCAUAUAUGGAUGUGGACGCCAACAGCAAGGAGAAGAUGGGCAAGGGCGUGGACGCCACUUAUAAGAAAGCUCUGGAGGAAGCGGCGGCGAGAUUUCGUGAGCUGCAGGCCGAGAAGGAGCUUCGGCAGCUUCAGGAGGACAGGAAAAAUGACAGGAAGCCGCCGCCGUACAAACACAUAAAGGUGAACCGGCCAAUAGGAAAGGUACAGAUCAUCACGGCCGAUCUCUCGGAAAUCCCGCGCUGCAACUGCAAGGCGACUGACGAGAGCCCGUGCGGCAUGGAUUCAGAAUGCAUCAACCGAAUGCUGCUUUACGAAUGCCAUCCGCAGGUUUGCCCAGCGGGCGAGCGCUGCCUGAACCAGACUUUCAGCAGGCGUCAGUACAGCCAAGUGGAGAUCUUCAGGACGCUGUCUCGAGGCUGGGGGCUCCGCUGCGUCCACGACAUCAAGAAGGGGCAAUUUGUGAGCGAGUACGUUGGGGAGGUGAUCGACGAAGAGGAGUGCAGGAGCAGGAUCAGACACGCUCAAGAGCACGACAUCUGUAACUUCUACAUGCUCACACUGGACAAGGAUCGCAUCAUCGACGCGGGUCCCAAGGGGAAUGAGGCCCGAUUCAUGAACCACUGCUGCCAGCCCAACUGCGAGACGCAGAAGUGGACGGUGAGCGGCGAUACACGUGUGGGACUCUUUGCGUUGGUGGACAUCACGGCUGGCACUGAACUGACCUUCAACUACAACCUGGAGUGUUUGGGCAAUGGCAAGACGGUGUGCAAGUGCGGAGCGCCCAACUGCAGCGGCUUCCUUGGCGUCAGGCCCAAGAACAACCCGCCGUCGGAUGACAAAGGACGCAAGAUGAAGAGGCGGGGCCACGGUAGGAGGAAGAAGAAGGUGGUAGUGACCAAGGAACGCGAGGACGAGUGUUUCAGCUGCGGUGACGGCGGCCAGAUGGUUUCCUGCAAGAAGCCCGGCUGCCCCAAGGUCUACCACGCCGACUGCCUCAACCUCACCAGGAGGCCCGCCGGACGCUGGGAGUGUCCGCGCCACCAGUGCGACAUUUGCGGCAAAGAAGCACUAUCAUUCUGCGAGAUGUGUCCAAGCUCCUUCUGCGCACAGCACCGCGAAGGUCUCCUCUUCAUCUCCAAGCUGGACGGCAAGCUCUCGUGCACCGAGCACGACCCCUGCGGACCUGACCCGCUAGAGCCGGGCGAGAUCCGUGAGUACAACCCCCAGUCGAGGGCCUUGACGUCUGGCUUAGGGAUGGCCGUCAUCAACCCUUCCUCUUCCGCCGUCGGCGACGUGCCGGGCGUCCCCGCCUCCGCGCCUCCACCGGUCCCGGACGUUGGCCAGGAGUCGUUUCCCGCUUUUUCCAUCCCGGUGCCCAUCACCAUUCCCGUUUCGGCGCCGGUCGCCUCGCCUCCUCCGGGCACGUUCGAUCUUCCUCAGUACUCGCCCAUCUCUUCCUACGAGGAGGACAGGGACAUCCUGGAAGAGGACGAGGAAGAGAUGCUGGACGAUGAGGAUGACGAUGAAUUGGACGAGACCGUGGAGUACCUUGAGAUCAGAGGUGACGACGAGGAUGAGGAGGAGUGAGUUCUGUUACAGUGACUAGCUAGGACCCUUUGCACACACUCAUGACAACUGUAAAAAAAAAAAAAAAAAACAGUCCGCACGAUGUUCCGUGACCUCAUUUAAAGCAUUCGCCACGUUCAUCAACCAUAACCAUUACGUACACAUCACCGGAAGCAAUAUGAAAGCUGCUGCCACAAUUUUUUGCCUAUGACGUGCGUCACGAUUGGCCGAACAGUAAUACAAUUAAGGGGCGGAAAUAUGUGAAAUUGAGGUGAGGAACAUCAUUCCUUCAGCCUUAGUCUUGUCAAAGAGAAAACAAGUGUGUUGUUACCAUUUUGUGGUAUUAGCAGGAAAAUUACAAACUUAUUUGGCGAGACAAAAAAUUCACUAGCUUUAAUCAUAUAUUUGCAAGUUUUUUUUAGCGGUCGUCCUCACUAAAAUAUCGUAGUACCAAAAUAAUUUAGGGAAAUUGUGCAUCUGUUCUGUCAUUAGGGUUACUGAAUUAAAACAAUGAACUUUAAUCAAACGUGAAAACUCAUGGCACUUAUGAAAGGAUUGAAUACGUCAUGUUAAAUGACUAAAAGAGAACUAUGUUAAAUUUUAAGAUGUGAAAAAAUAUUAAAAUUAUAAAUUGUAUUUUUUUUAAAAGAUGCAGUGGACCAUCUUUAAUCAGAUUGAUAAAUGUUGAAUUUUUUUCCCAGUGUUGUUGGGGGCUGACAACACAAAUAGGGGGAGAGAAAAAGAUUUAUUAGAAGUUUUGCACUUAUUUACAUUAGUUUUGGUCAAUAUUUAACCAUUUUUAACCCUUAAUAGGGAAAGUGAAUAUUUUUCGUAAUAAUUUUUUAAAAAUCCAUCCCAAAAGAACGUAGAAUCCAUCUACAUCAACGUUACAUAUUGAGUCAUGUCGGCAACAUUAAUAUUUAGUGUGGACUACAUGUCCAAAAAAGUGUUGUCCACAUAUACUGAUGCUAGAUCUUAUUUAUAAUCAAGUUAAAAAACAAAAUUAUGAAUGAAUAUUUUCUUUUUAAAUUGUAUUAUAUUUAACUCAUUACCUCCCUCAAAUUCGUUUGAACUAUGAGGAUUCAUUCGCCCCUACUAAUCCAAAUCAAUUGAAAUCGUUUAAAAAAUGUUUUGCGCUUUUUCUGUCUUGUUCUUUUUGUCUCCUUAAAGCGAUCCAUGGAUAGAAAGGCUUGUAGUUCUUGAAAGAUAAGCGUUCUUAUGAGUUAAAUAAUUUGAUUUUGAACCCCUUCUUGAUGUUUUCGUUUUUAUACAAUUUGUAAAAUUAGUUUUAGUAUGUCGCGAUUGUUGUUGACGUCGCAGGGCGGUGACGUCACGUGGUUACGCUGCCGCGCUUCCAGAGUAUGACUCUAGCGACAUAAACAUGUCAUCUGUUCAACACUUUCAAUUUGAACUCGAGAGGAACAUUAUCGAACAGGACAGGAAUGUCGAUAUUUCACAAAACGAGCAGCAAAAGCUAAAUGACCAGGAAAGACGGAAUGGAAUGAGAUGAGAGUGGGGGGGGGGGGGGGGACGGUGUUCUGCCAAAAUGGGCUAAACCAGCUAAAUAUUUACACGAGGCGAAUUUGACACCCCAAGUACUACUGCGCGCUUUUAGCUUGUUUUGUUUAAAUGCAUACAGACAGAACAUACUAAAAAUGCUUUAAGAAAAUACUUAAACAUAGUAAUAUCAAAUAAGGUUAGUUUAAAUUAGUGUUGCACCUAUUCCAUUUUUUGGCACCGAUACCAAUACCUGGCUGUGCAGUAUCGGCCGAUACCGAUACCAUUUCGUUUGAAAUAUAUAUGGUGGAAAACACUAAGGUGACUUGAAGUUCCACUCUGCGACCCCCAAUUUGUCCAAAUUUCAAAAUUGUCCUAUAUGCAUGUGUGAUACAUCAUUGGAAAGCUUAAAAUCUCAAUUUUCUGGGGGAAGAAAAAUUUUGAUUAAUUUUUUAAAUUCAUUGAAACAGCAAAACCCUAACUAGAGGUAAGAGCACGCGAGAGCAUAAUUAAAGACGCCAUGAUUUUAACGAGAUAUUAUCGCGUACUUACCUCUUUUCAAUCCAAAAACUCCAUGUAGCAUGUAUCAACGUCAAGACACAGCUGUGAAUGGCCACAGCCGGAUUUUGGGGGGAUUUUAUGAGUGAAACGUAAUAUAACAAAGGUCGCAAUGCAGAAAUCACAGACAUCAAGGAGUGGUCAAGAUUUUCUUUUUCAUAUAUUUACCCUUUUAAACUUUUUUUUCCCCAAUUUUUCUUUGUUUGUAUUGAUUAUUUAUCAUCUAACAUAUUGGGGAAAAUGUGACAGUAACAAAAAAGUACAAUUAAUCGAUAGUUAUGAAGUAGAUAUCCGUGACUUUUUUUACAGACGCCAUUUUUUUCAUUGUGACGUAAUUUGUUUCAAAGUUUAAAAUAUGCGAGUGAUUUUUUUUUAAACAAAAUAUUAGACAUCGAUUAAUGAUUCUAAGCUAAAAAUGACAGACAUUUUGAAUAAUAAAUAUAAUUACUUACCUUCUUUUUAUGGCUAAGUCGAAACAAAAGCGGUUGCGCGACGUCUGUAAACGGGGGGUUCCAAGGUAAAAUGGACAAAUUAAAAAUAGUUUGGGGGCUUAAUGCGCCAUGAAUCUGUGAUGGCAUCAUAUAGACAUAUUGUUCUAUAAAACAAAAGUUCUUUUGGCUUAAAAUACAGCAGUUUAUUUUAAAGAGGGGUGUAAGAGCAGAAACUGCUUUUUCAGCCUUGUCUGUGUUUUCCGCCAUAUAUACAGUACAUAUAUAUAUAUAUAUAUAUAUAUAUAGAUAUAAAUACUGAAAUCAUUGCUAUCGUGACUUUGUCAGGCUGUUGCUUACCAUUGUGAAACAGGAAAGACUAAUACAAAAUGAAUCCAGUAGAAAUUUUUACUGUAUACCUGGUAUGGGUGACAAUAGUUAAAUAAACCUUUGGCUUGUAAACCUUUGGCUAGUUAGAUAAACCUUUGGCUCUCAAAGGCGAAAAUAGUGCUAAAUUCGUAAAACAUGUAUAAUACUAGCCCAACAGUAAGAAAGUAAAUAGUAAAGCAGCAACAUAACUCAACUCCAUCUAUAGCUACGCACAAAAGCAGACAGCGAGGAGUGAGACUCUCUCUGACACACACACACUUAGCCAUUUAGCUUAGCUUGCUUUGCUUACUUCUAAUGCAUGAUUUUGAAACAGGUCUCAAAUUACUGCGGCAUUUCUUUCAGUAAAAGACAAUGAAAGUAAAGUAGACAAAGUGAACUGACCAGUGAUUGUUAAUCUGGUCCAGCCUCCUUCCUAUGGAUAGCAGUCCUGCUUUUGCAGCCUCAAACUCUUUGUGUUCGUUCACAUGUUUCGUCUUAAAUGUUUUAUCAGGUUCGAGAUGUUGAAAUUGGCCUAUUUAACUCCACCUCUCAAAAACUUUCUGGCAACAAAUCUUGCAUGCAGCCAUUGUACUCGACGGAAAUCAUUCUAUGCUGAAAUAUUUCUAGACCGCCGACAUUUACCUCUCCUAGUUUUUUUCCUCCAUAUGAAAAAGUCACCCCGGCAUUGGUUGAGAGCGGCUAUUGGCCUGCCCUUAUUUGUCUGAAGCAGGUCAACAGCGAUAGCUGCUUGACAUGAUAAGUGAUCACGCGUGAUCAUACAACAAAGAAAUGUAGUGAGUGUCAGGAGAAAGAAGGCUGUGGUCAAGUGUUAUAAUACUGGAUUGGUCAAUGGUAGAAGCGCCCUAUUUGUUGGUAAUCGCCGAUACCGAUACCACCAUUUUAGUGCUGGAUCCCCCCCAACCGCCGAUACUGGUACAGUAGUACAAAUAAGUAUUUAGUCAACCACUAAUUGUGCAAGUUCUCCCACUUGAAAAUAUUAGACAGGCCUGUAAUUGUAAACAACCCUGAGAGACCGAAUGUGGAGAAAAAAAAACACACAAAAUCACAUUGUUUGAUUUUUGAAGAAUUUAUUUGCAAAUCAUGGUGGAAAAUAAGUAUUUGGUCAAUACCAAAAGUUCAUCUCAAUACUUUGUUAUGUACCCUUUGUUGGCAAUAACGGAGGCCAAACGUUUUUUGUAACUCUUCACAAGCUUUUCACACACUGUUGCUGGUAUUUCGGCCAAUUCCUCCAUGCAAAUCUCUAGAGCAGUGAUGUUUUGGGGCUGUCGUUGGGCAACACGGACUUUCAACUCCCGCCACAGGGUUGAGAUCUGGAGACUGGCUUUGCCACUCCAGGACCUUGAAAUGCUUCUUACGAAGCCACUCCUUUGUUGUCCCUGGCUGUGUGUUUGGGAUCAUUGUCAUGCUGAAAGACCCAGCCACGUCUCAUCUUCAAUGCCCUUGCUGAUGGAAGGAGAUUUUCACUCAAAAUCUCUCGAUACACGGCCCCAUUCAUUCUUUCCUUUACACAGAUCAGUCACCCUGGUCCCUUUGCAGAAAAACAGCCCCAAAGCAUGAUGAUUCCAAAUCCAAUGCUUCACAGUGGGUAUGGUGUUCUUCGGAUGCAAUUCAGUAUUCUUACUCCUCCAAACACAAGAACCUGUGUUUCUACCCAAAAGUUCUAUUUUGGUUUCAUCUGACCAUAACACACUCUCCCAGUCCUCUUCUGGAUCAUCCAGAUACUCUCUACCGAACCGCAGACGGGCCUGGACGUAUAAUGGCUUCAGCAGGGGGACACGUCUGGCAGUGCAGGAUUUGAGUCCCUGGCGGCGCAUUGUGUAACUGUUAGUAACCUUUGUUACUGUGGUCCCAGCUCUCUGCAGGUCAUGCACUGGGAUUUUUGCUCACCGUUCUUGUUAUCAUUUUGACGCCACGGGGUGAGAUCUUGCAUGGAGCCCCAUAUUGAGGGAGAUUAUCAGUGGUCUCGUAUGUCUUCCAUUUUCUAAUAAUUGCUCCCACAGUUGAUUUCUUUACACCAAGCAAAGAGUGAAGAGGUACAGAAAACGUUUGGCCUCCAUUAUUGCCAACAAAGGGUACAUA
This is a messenger RNA of Corythoichthys intestinalis (scribbled pipefish), 17465 nucleotides long. RefSeq names its product nuclear receptor binding SET domain protein 1b (gene nsd1b). Gene Ontology annotation, molecular function: histone methyltransferase activity; protein binding. The record is from RefSeq and is a predicted model, not a curated record. Gene Ontology annotation, cellular component: nucleus. The transcript has 24 exons. The coding region runs from base 1675 to 12534 and encodes 3619 amino acids. NCBI's taxonomy places the organism in Eukaryota, Metazoa, Chordata, Actinopteri, Syngnathiformes, Syngnathidae.